This is a messenger RNA of Hyalella azteca, 1405 nucleotides long. RefSeq lists its product as uncharacterized. Gene Ontology annotation, molecular function: metallopeptidase activity. The transcript is spliced from 7 exons. The record is from RefSeq and is a predicted model, not a curated record. The annotation marks the transcript as partial. Lineage: Eukaryota; Metazoa; Arthropoda; Malacostraca; Amphipoda; Hyalellidae.
UAGGGAAUUCAAUUGAAAUUAGCGAGUAAAGAAAGCUUCUGUGAAUACGUAAUUCUAGAGAUGUUACCCCUGCUACUGCCGCUGUUGGCGCAGCUGUGCAGUGCGCUGAGUCCUAAGCCUGCAGGCAUGCCCUUCGCUAUCGUCGGAAACCGCUUAGCGCCCUACAACUACACCAGGGCUGAGUGGGAAGAAUCUCAACCAGCCAAUGAGUCGUUGGCGAAGUUCCGCAGCCAACAAACCUAUGGAGAAAUGUGGAAACCUACGCCCUGGCGCCGCGGAAGAAUCUACAUACAUAUCGGAAGUCAAUAUUAUACAAAAGAGGGACAACAGCGCAUCCGCGAUGACAUAGCGCAGUUCAACAGCCAAUCCUGCGUGCCGGUCGAUUAUGGAUGUCAGCAUUACCAACCCUGCAUCUGGGUGCGCCCCUCAUGGAACGACCGUCGCGAAGAGUAUAGCCGGCCGCGACAAAUAUUCUCUGUGGUAGUGACGCCGGGAAUGCCCUCUGACGACAGGAACUACGACUACAACAUUAGAAAAUCAGACGUGGAGAAAUUUGGCUUCCUGAGACACCUCGCGUUCUUCGCGGGUCUCCCGGCUGAACACAAUCAAUACCAGCGCGACAAGUACAUCACACUAACACCUAGCAGGGACAGUGACAUGGAAGUCUUCAGGAAGGACCAGAAGAAUUAUUUUUCCCUCAUAACUGAAGAAUACGACUACGAGUCAGCGACUCACAUCUCUGAGGACCUGGCCUGGGAGCUGGCUAAGGUCAGAAUUGCAUCCAAAGAUCCCAACCGCCCAGUCCCGAAGACCAUGAAACGCCGCCUGAGUAAGGACCAGAAGAAUUAUUUUUCCCUCAUAACUGAAGAAUACGACUACGAGUCAGCGACUCACAUCUCUGAGGACCUGGCCUGGGAGCUGGCUAAGGUCAGAAUUGCAUCCAAAGAUCCCAACCGCCCAGUCCCGAAGACCAUGAAACGCCGCCUGAGUAAGCUCGAUGUAUUCAAGAUCGCUCACCUCCAUAACUGCAGCGGUUUACAAGAUCUAACAUUUAACACAACUUCAACAACUUCGGUUGAUUCUUCCUCAAAAGAACAACUCGGCGUUGAUACGACCAGCACAACAACUACUUCCAUAUAUAAAUUUCCUUCAACAACUUCUGUUGAUUCUUCCUCACAAGUACAACUCGGCGUUGAUACGACAAGCACAACAACUUCCAAAUAUAAAUUUACUUUCGAAAUAGACGGUUUCGAUGGUGCAAAUAAUGGUGGUGAUUAUGAGGGUGAUAAUAAUGGUGGUGAUUUUGAUUACUCUUUCUCUGGUACAACAACUACCUCAAGCGCUGCUAUCAAAACAACUACUACGAGAAACGGCACUGUACUUUUCGGGAAUCUCGAUGCACAAA